ACAGGACAUGGAGCGCAAACUGCAGACCAAACGCCUCCGUCACGCACAAGCAAAGCAACGCCGCCUGCGAGAGAGAGAGAGAGAAGAAGAAAGCUUUGCCGCUACUCGACUUCGAUUCGAACUCUCAGUCACAGGGCACAAGGCAAAAGCCAAGUGAAAAAAAAAGGAACUCUCCUCAGAAGCAAAGCCCAGGGCUGUCGUGUCCUUUUCCAUCCGUGCAAGCAAGCAACAAAGCCUCAGUGCCUCACUCGUCGGCCGUCGUUCUAGCUAGCUAGCCUUCCUUCCUUCGUCCUGCCACUGCCAGCCGGCCGGGCAGAAGAAGGACGAAGGACACAUGGGCGGCGCCCGCGGGCCGCCGACGUCGUGGCGGGCGGUGGCCGCGGCGGCUCUGGCGCUGUGGCUGCUCCCGGCGGCCCUGGCGCUGGCCGUCCUCUGGCUGCCGCUGCUCUGCUGCGCCGUGGCCGCCGUCCGCUUCCUGAGGGUCAGGAGGAAGCUGGUGGCCAGCGGGAGAUCGCGUGGCGGCUGCUGCGACGGCGACGGCGACGGCGACGGAGACCGCGACCGCGUGCCGGACGAGACGGCGACGGUGCGCGCCGGCGGCCGGCUCCGGCUGCUGCACCGGUACCUCGACGACCAGGUGGAGCUCGUCGUCGGCGUCGGAGCCCACGACCACCAAGAGGAUCAUGAACAAGGGUAGCGCCGAAAGCGAGACAUGAUUCACAUGAAUAGCUAGUGCUACUGCUAACUGCUAAGAAGAGGCAUCGAAAAACGCAAAAACUCCUCUUCUUCUUCUUCCUCUUUCAUUUCGGUUUGCAGUUCGUCGCCUGUAAAACAGGGGAGCCAAAUGAGCUUGCAGUUUCUUCCUCUCUUCUUGUUGCAGCUUGCAGCUCUUCCCGCAAAUAUGAUGUAACCCUACGUAUUACACUGUCGUACCAAACUGAGUAACUGACGAUGCACCCAGCAUUCCAGAA
This is a messenger RNA of Zea mays, 971 nucleotides long. RefSeq lists its product as uncharacterized. The record is from RefSeq and is a predicted model, not a curated record. Lineage: Eukaryota; Viridiplantae; Streptophyta; Magnoliopsida; Poales; Poaceae. The transcript has a single exon. The coding region runs from base 335 to 697 and encodes 120 amino acids.